UCUAAUUAUAUUGUUUCUCUGGAAAAUGAAAGACCUUCACCUACAAUUUUAUCUUCUGAAAAUUUACUAUGUCAUGAGUUUCUUGAGGUUUUGAUAGUUUGGGAAACAGUUUUAGUGUCCUCUUCUGAAGGCUUGCCUCUCCUCAUUUCUUGGCAAAUCUGUGUUUUCCAGUUGUUGCAAUCAUCAAUUUUUGGGUUUUGUGUGUGUGUGUGUGUGUGUGUGUGUGUGUGUGUGUGUGUGUUGUGUAUUGGUUGUACCUGAUUAGUCAGCUUCCUUCAAGUGUUGUCUUGUCUUCAACAUUAUAGACUGUAACCCUAAGUCACAUAAGAUGCAGUUGAAGCAAUUGCUAUUCAGUCCUAAGAUAUUUUGCAAGCUUGGUGUUUUUUUAUAAUUUUAAUUUUGUUUUUGUUUUUUGAGGACAAAGUUUCUCUAUGUAGCCCUGGCUGUCCUGAAAGUAGGUAUGUAGAACGUGCGGCCUCAAACGUAAAUGGUCCACCUGACUCUGGCUCCAGAGUGCCAGGAUUAAAUGUGGGCCAAUGUGCCCAGCUUUUUCUUUAUUUGUUCGUUUGUAUAUUAUUGCCUGAUGGGUUGGACAGUGGGUUUUGGCACAUGUCAAGCAUAUGCUGCUGUGUUGAUCUUCAUCCACGUUACAAAUUUUGAAAUGUGAUAGAGAGCAUAUUCUGUUUCUCAGGAUGGCAUGUAUUAAUGACAUUCAUACAUAUCAUUCAUGACAUUCAUAUGCACAUCAUGUAUGCCUAAUCCCCAUAAUAGUCAGAAAAUGGCUUCAGAAUUCCUGAACUUGGACUAAUCAAUACUUGUGAAGCUCAUUUCUAACUACUGGCAAUUGAGGCCAAUUAUUUUAAGACCAGCAAGACCUCUUCACUGCUGAGCCAGCUCCUGUCCUAUGUUGCUUAUUUAGGAUCAACAUUUACAUUGCCAAUAUUUUCAGUUAUCUGUUUGUAUCUGUUUAAACAUUCAUUCCCUUUUAGUAAGAUCUCAUUACUGUUACAGUUUAAACUGGGCUACCUCAAGAUUCUGGAAGAAGAAUACAGAAGUACAGUGAAUGUAAUUCUUUGUAGGAACUCUAGUAAAAACCUCUGACUCCUUUCUAUCUUUCUUGUUUGUUUGAUUGAUUUUUCAUAGGAGAGACAGGGUCUUAAUAUGUACCUCUGGCUGUCCUGGAUAGACCUCAGAUAUACCUGCCUCUGCCUCCUGAGUGCUUGAAUUAAAGUCAUGAGCCUAUAUGCUCACUUGAUAUUUUUUUGCAGUUAGUAAUUGUUCAUACAAUUUCUCUGUGCUCAAUACUGCGCCUCCUCCUCUCCAUUAAUUAGCAUUUCUCUUGCAAGGCUAUAUCCUACUCAAAGAGCAAAGAAAUGACAGAGGUGAACCUUAUUACUCAGUUUUCUUCUAAGAUGAUUUGGUAAUUACAUUAGAACGUCUGGGUCAAGAAAUAAGUGGGUUAAGCACCAGAAGCAUACAUUUACAGUGAUAUCGGUAUCAUGGUUACUGUUGUACAAAUGUAUGGGAUGUUUCAGGACGCAUUGACCUAUGAUGAUGUACAUGUGAACUUCACUCGAGAAGAAUGGGCUUUGCUGGAUGCUUCACAGAAGAGUCUCUAUAAAGAUGUGAUGCAGGAGACCUAUAGGAACCUCACUGCUAUAGGUUACAAUUGGGAAGACCAUAGUUUUGAAGAACAUUGUCAAAGUUUCAGAAGAUAUGGAAGGUAUAUCCUGUGUCACAAUGGAUACAAGCCAUGUGAGCACAAGGAUAGUGAAAGGAGCAAUGCCCCCCACCCCCAGAACAAUUAA
Rattus norvegicus (Norway rat) is the source of this 1808-nucleotide messenger RNA. NCBI's taxonomy places the organism in Eukaryota, Metazoa, Chordata, Mammalia, Rodentia, Muridae. The record is from RefSeq and is a predicted model, not a curated record.